AACUGCAACUUCAGUACAUUGCAGCAUCAGCUGUUUGAAACUUGAAACCAGUUUAUUAUUUAUCGUUUGUGUCAAAUAUAAUAUGUUGAAGUAACAAUUUGCUUGGAUAAAAUAUAAAACGAGAUUUAAUUCACAAUGUCAUCGAAACAGGUCACUUCUGCAAUUAAGGCGGAUGGAGAUUCUGGUGACGAUCUAAAAAGACAGGGAUCAUUCAGAAAGUUGCUGCCAGCUAACACCAACGCAGAGACACAGCUUGCUAUGUCGGCAAAAAUGAUCGAUAGACCAGUCACUACUCAGAGCAAUAAAGAAUAUGCUGUAUUCUUGCAAGAAUACAUAAUUUUUUCUGAAUAUAGUAUGAUGCAGAAACAAGAUCUAAAAGGGAUCUAUGUAAUUCCCUCUGCUCAAAAUUCUUUUUUGUGGUUCGGUGUAAUAUUCAUCAGACAAGGACUCUACCAGGGUGGAGUUUUUAGGUUUACAAUCACUUUGCCUCAGACAUUCCCUGAUGGUGGUACUCCGAAAGUCAUAUUCCAAUCGAAAAUUUUUCAUCCUCUCGUGGAUGCUUUUACUGGAGAAUUGGAUACAAACUGGGGUUUCCCUGAAUGGAGACGCACAACGAGAGUCUGGCAAUUGGUGCAAUACAUUGUGAAAAUAUUCACUAAAAUUGACUCUAAAAUGCCAUCCGUGAACCAGGAGGCUCUAACAUUAUUCAACAGUGAUUCUGAAGUCUUUCAAAAACACGCGAAAGCUAGCGUAACAGAUAGCUUGAAUCAGGUCUAUGAUCCCCCAGCAACCGAUGAUCCACAUUAUAUAACCUUCACCCCUUAUGAUAGUUCAUUGCAUGAUGAAAUUAAAGAAGAGAUAUUGAAGCCCAAGGAGGAAAAAGAGAAUAAAGUCCUUGGUUAUUCCUGGGUGCAACCCGGUUCGCUUCAGCCGUUUUCCAAGCCAGAAACGAGAUAGCAAAAGUUUUACUUAUGAAGAGAUAUUGGCAUUUAGUUCAAAGGUAUGUUUGUGUGCUGCAACUUCUUGAGAACUUGAUUGCAACUACAUUUUAUACUCAUUGAUUAAGGACUUGGCGGGUGAACAAAUAGCAAUAUGACCUUAUAUUUUUGUAAAGCAAUUAUGCAAAGGCUCGUAGAACUCGUACCUCUAGAUCUUGGUUUAACUACAGCCUUGGAAUAGAACUAGUAAUAUAGUUACGAUAGGCACGGAAUCAGUCUUUUAUUGAGCAUCAUUGAUCGUAAUAUUAUUUAAUUGCUUUCACAGUCUCGUGUCUACAUUACCUAAUUUAUAGAAGAUGAUAAUUUAAGGAUUGUUAUUUUUUUAUUAUAAAUAUAAAGAUAGAUAGAAAACA
This is a messenger RNA of Athalia rosae (coleseed sawfly), 1351 nucleotides long. Its product is annotated as AKT-interacting protein. NCBI's taxonomy places the organism in Eukaryota, Metazoa, Arthropoda, Insecta, Hymenoptera, Athaliidae. The transcript is spliced from 5 exons. Bases 136 to 957 code for a protein of 273 amino acids. The record is from RefSeq and is a predicted model, not a curated record.